Molecule: messenger RNA, 1631 nt
Organism: Gilbertella persicaria
Lineage: Eukaryota; Fungi; Mucoromycota; Mucoromycetes; Mucorales; Choanephoraceae
Product: kinase-like domain-containing protein
Exons: 1
Coding region: 358-1530 (390 amino acids)
Biological process (GO): peptidyl-serine phosphorylation; autophagosome organization; protein autophosphorylation
Cellular component (GO): cytoplasm; autophagosome
Molecular function (GO): ATP binding; protein serine/threonine kinase activity
Source: RefSeq, a predicted model, not a curated record
UUGUUUUAUAACUUCCUUUUGGUCCCUUCUAUCUAUUACUCUUUAUUAUUUUCUAUAUACUUAUAUUCCAACAUGUAUUGAAUUGCUCUCUAAAAGCAGACUCAACCUCUUUUUUUUUGUACAAAAACAGAUAACAACAAGAAACAAAUACCAACUUGGUAAUUUUUUUUAUAUAACACUAUGAACCUAUUUGAAUCUCGACAUACAGCCCUUUGGCAUUAUUCGACUUAGUCACUUUUUAUCAAACAACACGCAAACUUCCUUCUAUAUAUAUAAUUCUUUAUAACAACAUCAACAAGUCUAAAUUAUUUUGCUCUCUCUUUCUCUCUAACUGAAAAAUAUACUCCUGAUACAAAUAUGGUCAAUCAAGAUACAUACUGGUCUCAACUCUCUGCUUCUAUGGUCGACAAGAUUGUCGGCGAAGAAUUUCAACUCCUCGAAGUGCUUGGCCAUGGUGCCUAUGGUUGCCUCUUUUUAGGCCAAUCGCUUCAAGAUAACUCCUACGUCGCCGUCAAGGUUCUUUCAAAAUCAGGUCUCGACCUUCAACAACUUCAACUCCAGCAACUCGAAAUUGAUAUUCAAAUGUCUCUCAAACAUUCUAGUCUCUUGGCUCUUCAUCGCGUCAUUCAAGAUACAGGCUACAUCUACAUGGUCAUGGAACUUUGUGACCAAGGUGAUCUUUUUGAUUACGUUAUUCGGGACCAAGAUGUGAAUCCUAUUCGUGAAGAACACAUGGUCAAGAAGCUUUUCACACAAAUUCUCGACGGUGUUGAAAGCAUGCACGCUGCCGGUGUUUAUCAUCGUGACCUCAAGCUUGAAAACAUUCUCUUAAGGUGUGAAGACGAUGAAGACGAAGACGAGUUCACCUGUAAAGUUGCUGAUUUCGGUUUGGCUACUAGAGAACGCUAUUCUAUGGAGUUUGGUUGUGGCUCUACUUCUUACUUGGCUCCUGAACAUUUUGAUGACGACAAGCAAGUUGAACUGGUUCCUUAUGAUGCUGCUGCUUCUGAUACAUGGUCCCUUGGUAUCCUUUUGUUGGCUUUGAUGUUUGGUCGCAACCCUUGGCAAGAAGCAUCUUCUGCUGAUCCUGCCUUCAACGAAUUCAAACGCAAUCCCAUCAUGCUUAAGCAACAAUUGUUCCCCGAGUUGUCUGAUGCUACCUAUCGUCUCCUUGAAUCUGUCUUGACUAUCGACGGUUCUGAUCGUCCUUCUGUGGCUGAAAUGAAAGAACAAUUCUUGGCUAUUGAUCGUAUUUAUGAUGAUCAAGACGAAGAUUACUUGGACGACAAGAAGGAGUCACCUGUUUCUAUUCCCACUGCUACUACUAAGCAUGCUGAUAUGAACUCAUUCGAUUCUGCCUUCUUUAGUGGUGGUAAUGGUUCUUCUUGGUCUGACAUGGUCGAAGAAGAUGAAGAAUUAGCCCGUAAAUCUGAUUUCGACCAUUAUGUGUCUCCUGCCAUGUCUCAUUACGAUGAAGACGAUACUGAAAUGUUUGUCCAUAGUGGUGAAAAAGAAUCAUGGUGGUUGUAAAAAAAUAUCAUACCUACACUAUACAAUUAAUACGAUUUUCUUUAUUCAAAUAAAUUUAAUGGCCAAUAAGCAUAUAGCUUAAAAGCUGAAUUCCCCUCUGA